AUGUCCUGGGAUCAAGUCACCUUUUCAUUAAGCCCUAGAUCAAAGGGCUGCUACUUAAUCACCAACGAAGUUUACGACAAGGUGCCUCAAAUCAAACAGUAUGAAGUAGGUAUUCUUAAUCUAUUUUUGCAACAUACAAGUGCUGGGUUGUCUCUAAAUGAAAAUUGCGACCCCGAUGUCAGAACUGAUAUGAAUAGCUCAUUGGAUAGAAUCGCGCCAGAGGGUGACUUUUACAUCCAUGCGGAUGAAGGAAGCGAUGAUAUGCCAGGCCACGUCAAGAGCUCCGUGGUGGGUGUUAGCUUGAGCAUUCCAAUCACAAAUGGGAAAUUGAAUACUGGAACAUGGCAAGGAGUUUACCUUUGCGAGUUUAGAAAUUAUAAACAUACUCGAAGAAUCGUUGCUACAAUCAAUGGAAAGAAAAAGUAA
Lodderomyces elongisporus is the source of this 426-nucleotide messenger RNA. RefSeq lists its product as uncharacterized. NCBI's taxonomy places the organism in Eukaryota, Fungi, Ascomycota, Pichiomycetes, Serinales, Debaryomycetaceae. The transcript has a single exon. Bases 1 to 426 code for a protein of 141 amino acids. The record is from RefSeq and is a predicted model, not a curated record.